This is a messenger RNA of Hyposmocoma kahamanoa, 2719 nucleotides long. RefSeq names its product DNA replication licensing factor Mcm2 (gene Mcm2). The coding region runs from base 46 to 2637 and encodes 863 amino acids. Gene Ontology annotation, biological process: mitotic DNA replication initiation; DNA replication; double-strand break repair via break-induced replication. Gene Ontology annotation, cellular component: nucleus; MCM complex. Gene Ontology annotation, molecular function: ATP binding; single-stranded DNA helicase activity; 3'-5' DNA helicase activity. NCBI's taxonomy places the organism in Eukaryota, Metazoa, Arthropoda, Insecta, Lepidoptera, Cosmopterigidae. The record is from RefSeq and is a predicted model, not a curated record. The transcript is spliced from 14 exons.
CCAACCCCUGACACGCCGACAGACCGUGACGGUGCUCGAUCCCGUAUGACGUCGCCGGCGCGUGAUUAUGAGAUGUUCGAGGAUGAGAGUGCUAUCCUUGGAGAUAAUCCUGCUGAGGAGGAGGAGGAUGGCGAGGAGCUUUUUGGAGAUAAUAUGGAAGCAGAUUACCGUCCAAUGCCAGCGCUGGAUCGCUAUGAUACUGAAGACAUGGACAAUGACGACUACGACCCGAUGUCUAUUGAAGACCGAGUUGCAGCUGAGCAGGAGAUGCGACGCCGCGAUCGCGACGAAGGGAGAAUGCGGCGGGAUGACCGUGGAUUGUUAUACGAUGAUUCCGAUGAAGAAAACGAGGAAGCCCCGCGUGCAAAACGUCGCCGCGCGGCUGAAAAGGCGGCUAUGGGUGGAGAAGAACAAGUUGAGGAAGGAAUUGAGAGUAUUGAGAACCUUGAGGAUACAAAGGGGUACACCAUCAAGGAGUGGGUCUGCAUGCUGGGACCUAGAACAGAAAUUGCUAAUAGGUUCAAAAACUUCAUUCGUACCUUCACAAACAGCAAAGGACAGUAUGUCUACAAAGAACGCAUAAGACGCAUGUGUGAACACAAUCAAUCAUCAUUCCAUGUCGAAUUCAACGUACUAGCUCGUCGCGAACAAGUACUUGCGUACUUCCUGCCAGAGGCACCAUUUCAAAUGCUACAAAUCUUUGACGAGGUCGCCUUAGAGAUUGUAUUACAGAUAUUCCCAAGUUACGAACGCGUUACACCUGAAAUACAUGUUCGUAUAUCGGAUUUGCCACUCAUAGAAGAACUCCGAACCUUCCGGAAGCUACAUUUGAAUCAAUUAGUGAGAACGGUUGGAGUGAUAACGGCCACUACUGGUGUUUUACCUCAACUGUCUGUAGUGAAAUAUGAUUGUAACAGAUGUGGGUAUAUUUUGGGACCAUUCGUGCAAUCUCAGAGUUCGGAAGUCAAGCCUGGUUCCUGUCCGGAGUGUCAGAGCUCUGGGCCGUUUAUGGUGAAUAUGGAACAAACCAUAUACCGUAACUACCAAAAAGUGACUAUACAAGAAUCUCCCGGUCGCAUACCGGCAGGCCGUAUUCCGCGCAGCAAAGAUUGCAUUUUGUUGGCUGAUCUGUGCGACAGAUGCAAGCCUGGGGACGAGGUCGACCUGACAGGAAUAUACACUAACAAUUAUGAUGGAUCUUUGAAUACUGAACAGGGUUUCCCAGUAUUUGCAACAGUCAUAAUAGCUAACUACAUAGUAGUGAAGGACUGCAAGCACAUUGUGGAAUCUCUCACUGAUGAAGACGUAGCUAACAUCGUUAAGUUGUCCAAGGACCCGCGAAUCGGAGAGCGAAUUAUACAAAGUAUAGCGCCCUCUAUUUACGGACAUGAGUAUAUUAAGAGAGGAUUGGCGUUGGCUCUGUUUGGUGGAGAGUCUAAGAAUCCAGGUGAGAAGCACAAAGUAAGAGGUGAUAUUAACGUACUGAUUUGCGGUGAUCCAGGAACUGCUAAGUCACAGUUUUUAAAGUACACAGAGAAGAUUGCCCCACGCGCCGUGUUCACAACCGGUCAAGGCGCUAGUGCUGUAGGUCUCACUGCCUACGUGAGAAAAAACCCUACUACAAGAGACUGGACAUUAGAAGCGGGAGCUCUAGUGUUGGCGGAUCGCGGCGUAUGCCUCAUCGACGAGUUCGAUAAGAUGAAUGAUCAAGACCGCACCUCGAUUCACGAGGCUAUGGAGCAACAGAGUAUCUCUAUUUCAAAAGCUGGCAUUGUCACUUCUUUACAUGCCAGAUGUUCGGUAAUAGCAGCGGCCAAUCCAAUUGGCGGGCGUUACGAUGCGUCCCUUACAUUUUCCGAGAACGUGAAUCUCUCCGAGCCUAUUUUGUCUCGGUUCGACAUUCUCUGCGUCGUCAGAGACGAGGCCGAUCCCAUGCAGGACGAGCAUUUGGCUAAGUUCGUGGUAAGCUCCCACAUCAGACACCAUCCGACUCAACGAGGCACAGUAUUAGAAGACACCAAUGGGGUCGACCCAGAAUUUACUUUGUCUCAAGAUCUGCUUAAGAAAUACAUCGUCUAUUCGAGAGAGAAUUUGCAUCCUAAACUGCAGAAUAUGGAUCAAGACAAAGUGGCGAAAAUGUACAGUCAGCUGCGCCAAGAAUCUUUGGCAACGGGCAGCUUACCGAUCACCGUUCGUCACAUUGAAUCUGUGAUUCGAAUGUCGGAGGCUCACGCGCGCAUGCACCUGCGACAGCAAGUGAAUGAGGAGGAUGUGAACAUGGCCAUCCGCACUAUGCUGGAGAGCUUCAUUGACACGCAGAAGUACAGCGUCAUGCGCGCCAUGAGACAGACAUUCCAAAAGUACCUCUCCUACAAAAAGGAUCACAGUGAACUUCUCUACUACAUUCUCCGCCAGCUUACAAUGGACCAAUUGGCUUACAUGAGGGGCCUACACCACCACUCGCUGCCCACAAUCGAGAUAUCAGAACGCGACCUUAUGGAGAAGGCCAGACAGAUCAACAUAACGGACUUGAAACCAUUUUAUGAGAGCCGUAUCUUUAAAAUGAAUGGGUUUUCUUACGAUCAGAAGAAAAAAGCUAUCAUCCAUGUGUUGCCACAGGCGCCUGCAGUGUCGUAAUUUUUUUGAAGUAUUUUUUUAAUUAACUAAUUUUAAGGUAUUACGUUAUGACUGUAGUAAUGGAUAUUAAAUAAGUACAAAU